Molecule: messenger RNA, 3579 nt
Organism: Zerene cesonia (dogface butterfly)
Lineage: Eukaryota; Metazoa; Arthropoda; Insecta; Lepidoptera; Pieridae
Product: ankyrin repeat and LEM domain-containing protein 1-like
Exons: 7
Coding region: 279-2333 (684 amino acids)
Molecular function (GO): endonuclease activity; protein binding
Source: RefSeq, a predicted model, not a curated record
AGAAAACCGUGCGGCCGCCAGAGACUGACGUUAAUUUAAAAAAUUACAAAAACAUUCGAGCGUGCGAUUUAAAAAAAACAGAAUUGUGAUUUUAAAAGUGGAAUUGUUAUGUGAACCUUGUAGGUAAUUGAUAAAAGCAACAGAUGAGUGAAAUAAAUUUCAUAAUCUAUAAUUAGAUUUGAAAUAUGUGAUAUAGCCAGCAGGAAAUCCCACAGGAAAUGAAGACAUACAAGUCGCGAGCUCGCAGACUUUUAAUUUAGUUUCUAUUUGCAAAAACCAUGGGCACGUUGUAUAAAGAGCUUUUUAAAUUAUACGACUUGAUUCAAAGUGGCGAAUCAAGAAGUGUUGCACGAUUUUUGAGUGAAAAUACAAUAGAUUUGAAUAUAAUUUUACCAUGUAAGGGUAUUGGAGUUUUACAUUUAGCCGUAGGAAUAGAACCAUUGGACAAAUCCAAAGAAUGUGCUGAAAUAAUUUUAAAGAAUGGAGGAGACCCAAAUAUAAUUAAUGACGAUGGUGUGACGCCAGUGCAUAUAGCUGCAAUAUGGGGUAGGGUGGACAAUCUCAAACUGUUGAUUGGCUGUGGAGGUGAUCCAUACCAGAGAGACCUAGAUGGCUUCUCCGCAUUUGACUAUGCUGUAAGAGAACAGCAGUGGGAAGUGUAUGACUAUUUACAUAAUGUUGUAGAUGACAAGGAUGACUCCUUUGGAUCUCACUGUGCUUAUACUAUAGAUUUGGAUAAGAUUUUAGUAUCUACAGACCAUGUAGUGGCAGAAUAUGAGCCGGUUACCAAUGACCAACUACAACGUAUGUCCAUACGAAAGUCUGACAUGAUCCGAGAGUGGUGUGACAAAAACACAUUUACAAUGAACAAACUCUAUCCCACUAUACUCGGGGACACGUAUCUCAUAGACGAGUCUGAACCCUGGCUGGUGGACUUUACAAACCUGAACAUCAAAGAUAAAGAAGAAAUUAACGAUACAUUAAACACGUUUAAAACAUGUAAAUCGAAAGCAGAAGUAGAAAUUAGUGGCAUCCAACCCUUAGAACAGACGGUGGACAGAACUACCGAAAGUAAUGAUCACAAGCAAAGAAUAAGCGUUUACGAAAACUUCUCUCUACCCGGAUCUCCAAAUUGCAUUACGCACGUCAAUUACAAUUCGAAGAGUAGUUUGAAGAAGAAGAAUACAUCUAAUUUCAAGAGCAGAUUGACCAACGAGUCGCUACUGACGGAUGACAAUUCAAAGGAUUUAGACAAAGCGGUGAUAGUGAUGCAGAAUAAGACGAACGAAUGGUUGUCGUCUUGCAGCGAUGAAAAUAAAGUAUUCAAUACGAGACGCUCGUCGGCAAGUAGUGGUGUUAGCAGUAAUUUCUCAGGGAGCAUCGUGCUGGCGAACGUACACGAAGAAUACAAGUAUGAGGAUACGGAGGAAGACGUGGUGCUUAUUGAGAGGCGGUUGAGGGUAGCGUCUAUUGUAUUACCUGUAGACGAAGCGGCCGACCAGAACUCUGCCGACCAAACGAUCCUAUCGGUGGCCUCAUCAUUACCACCUUCAAUGGAGUAUGACACCAACACGCUCAGAGCUGAACUAACAAAACUCGGUUUCAAACCUGGACCCAUCCUCGAUAAUACUAAGACGUUAUACUUGAAGAAAUUACAAGCUUUAAAGAAAAAUCCCAUUGUUGCUAAGAGCAAUGAGCAAGGAAAAUCGUACAGCAUAGAAUUAGAAAAAUCCCUCCGCAAUGAAGACUGGAUGCAAAAUUUAUCACCAUACAUAGAAUUAGAGAACAAGGCGAGGGCAGAUUUCGCAAACCCCAACAAGAAAUGGCGGGAAGGCACUACGAAGACAUCAUUCACAUAUUUAUUAUUGGACCCUCGGCUCACUAACAACCUGCCAGCUAGAGCCUCUAAGCAGAAUAACCAUAUAUCAUGGGUGACCUUCGUAAAUUCCAUAUUUUAUGUUGGGAAAGGAAAACGCUCUCGCCCCUACUCCCAUCUCUAUCAAGCGUUAACUCUAUGGAAGCGCGACUUCCGCCAAUCCAAAGACAAAAAGGUACAACACAUACUGGACAUAUGGAACGACAAAGUAGGUGUUAUAUGUUUGCAUAUUUUUCAAAACGUCAUACCAGCCGAGGCCUACACCUAUGAAGCGUCUAUGAUAGAUGUGAUUGGUAUACAAAAUUUAAAAAAUUUAAAAGUGGGAAAUUAUUACGGUGUGGCGGCAUCUUGGCCGUUGAAGGAACGCCGGAUGUUGGGCUUGUAUUUAUUGUAUAAGGCGAUGCAUAUAUUCCUUAGCGAAGGAGAGAGACAGUUACGACCUGACGAUAUAGACUGAUUAUUUUAGUUUGUAUAAUCUUUAUUUAGAUUGGUUGUUUAUUUCUUAAUUUUAAAUGAAAUGCAUUGUAUUUAUACUUCCUAGAAAUUUUUGAAAAUUACCAAUUAUUGUAGAAUAUGAAGUAAUACAUAUUUGGUGAAAUUUGGUCGAGUUGCCAAUAUGGCAUUAAUCACUACAUAAAAAUUUUUGCAAGUCUAUUUGAAAAAAGAAAAUAAUGCUGAAUAGUUAUAAAAGUACCCUGUUACCUAUGGUACCCGGGUAAAUAUUAUCCUAUGUACUAAUUCAGACAAUAAUCUAUCUUUGUAUCAAAUUUCAUACAUUCUUGAAAACAUGCGCGUUUAGAAUAAUACUAGAAUGUAUCAUCUGGUUUCCGUAAAAAUAUGGAACAUAUUAUGUGAAAUGUCUUAUUGUAUAUCAGUAUUAUAAUAACCUAAUGCCUAAUGCCCUAUCAUCUGUAUUAAUUAUAUAGAGAACUUGCCUUGUAACUUAUUGUAGAUAUAAGUGUUUCUGUACCUUGACAAACUGUUACGAACAGCCAAAGAAUUUCCAAUUGAACUCCAAAUAACCGAACCCUCAAUAGGUGAUGGUUUUUAUUAACAUUUUUUGAGAUUAUUUAUAGAGUGUUAAUUAAGUUAUUAAUGUAGUAAAAAAGACCAAUUUCAAAGAUAAUAGGCGGAUCAUUUUUAUAUUAAUAUGAACCGUGACACAUGAAAAAUAAUUAUAAUUUAUUGAAUAAUGUACUUAAGAAAUUGAUUUACUAAAAAAUUAAUUUUGAUUGUAAUGUAAAAAUAAUUAAUAAGAUAUUGAUACUGUUUUUAGCUUAUUAUUUUUGCAAUCUGUAUUACUGUCACCUGUCUGAUUUUUUACACCAUUUAUCUUAAUAUAUGAAGUAUUUAAAUUACAUUUUAAACUUGUGUUAAUUAUAAGCUUUAAAUUAUUGAUUGAAUAUGUAUUGUAUUAUGUAAGUUACCCCAUAUCUUGGAUUCUCGUUGGACUAAAGUGUGAUGUUAUUGUUUGUGAUAAACUUUAGUAAAGUAUUAACCUAACCUGCCUCCCUCUAUACUAACACUCUCUUGUUUGUAAGUUACAGACUUACAGAUAAAAUAUUUUAUCCUCAGUUACCUCCUUCCAUGACUUGUUAAGUCUGACGAGAAUCGAAUGUUCCUAGUCAAUUUAUAUUGCAUAAUUUACACGGCAAUCUUUUGUAUUAUACACUUAAGGGAUAAUUGAAUAAAACACUUUAUAA